Durusdinium trenchii is the source of this 186-nucleotide messenger RNA. The record is from the annotation of a GenBank genome assembly. Lineage: Eukaryota; Dinophyceae; Suessiales; Symbiodiniaceae.
GAAAAGGGAAAGGCAAAGAAACCAUCAGAGGUGGAAGAGCCAGAAGAGCAAGCGCAGCCUGUGGAGCAUGAGCGUCACUACACCGAGACAGAGCAGAAGGUGGAGGCAGCUGAGCAUGACACAGAGGAUGAAGACAAGGGCAAGAGUGACAAGGCGGAGGAAAAGAAGCAGGACUGGUGUUUUUGA